AAAGAGUUUUAUUUUGUUUUUAUGGGAUGGGUAUUUUGUCUGGUAUAACUGUCGCCGUGCUCCUCCUUUCUCUAUCAUUGCUAGCUUGUUUAAACAGGGGCUUUUUGUUCAGUAUUGAAAGCAGCCUCAUUAGGUCGGUUUAUUACGGUUAUAAUGAGGAUACAGCACAUAAAAAAUCUGGUUAUUAUCACCUGGAGGUACCAAAUAGUGAUUUCCACCCACAAAGCAUCCAACGGUCCAGCAGUUCCAGGGAUAAACGAUGCGCCAUGGCUCUAGAGAGUCGGUUUGACUGUGGCAGAGACAGGCUGCUGAGUCAGGAGGAGUGUGAGGCGAGGGGCUGCUGGUAUGCUCCUCUGCCUGGACUCCCAGGACCACCUUGGUGCUUCUACCCGGCUCUGUACCCGGGCUAUAACAUGGGACCCCUUAGCCCAAGUGAGAGAGGUCAGACUGCCUUCCUGAACCGGAACAGCCCCUCCUAUCUCACCAAAGAUGUGUCAAGUCUGAGCCUGGAGGUCAUAGAGGAGACCCCAAGCUGCUUUCACAUUGUUUUAAAGGACCCAUCCUCUCCUCGGUAUGAAGUCCCCCUCCCAGCGGUCAGUCCUCAGACAGAAGCGUACCCCCAGGAUGUCCUCUACACCACUGAAUACCAACACGAACCCUUCGGUUUUGUAGUGAGACGCAAGUCCAAUGGAAGGGUCCUCAUGAACACUACAGUGGCUCCAUUGCUGUUUGCUGACCAGUACCUGCAGCUCUCCACCACACUGGCCUCCUCCCUGGUCUCUGGCCUUGGAGAGCAUUACACUUCUCUCAUCCUGGACCUCAACUGGACCUCACUGACUCUCUGGAACAGAGACAUGGCCCCACAUGCUGGAGCUAACCUCUAUGGCUCCCAUCCAUUUUACAUUGUGCAGGAAGAGGAUGGCUUAGCACAUGGAGUUUUCCUUCUCAACAGCAAUGCUAUGAAAGUGGUGCUGCAGCCAACACCAGCUCUCACCUGGGUAUCCACUGGGGGAGUCCUGGAUCUGUACAUUUUUUUGGGCCCUGACCCUCAGAAUGUGAUACGACAGUACCUGCAGAUCAUUGGGUAUCCCAUGAUGCCUCCUUAUUGGUCACUUGGUUUUCAUCUCUGUCGCUGGGGUUAUGUGACUACUAAUGCAACCCGCAUGGUUGCAGAACGCAUGCACAGUGCAAACCUACCUAUGGAUGUGCAGUGGAAUGACCUGGACUAUGCAGACAAGCGAAGGGUGUUUACCUUUGACCCUGUGCGAUUUGGAGAUCUUCCAGAGAUGGUGCAGGAGAUUCAUGAGAAAGGCAUGAAGUACAUCCUCAUUCUGGACCCAGGCAUCAGCAGCUCCAGCCCUCCUGGAACAUACCCUCCUUUUGAAGAUGGUGUGAAACGAGACGUGUUUAUCAAAAAUGCAACUGAACAGAUUUUGAUCGGGAAGGUUUGGCCUGGCUCUACAGCAUUUCCUGACUUCACAAACCCGGAGACAAAUCAGUGGUGGGAGGACUGCAUCCGAGGGUUUUAUUCUGAAGUUUCUGUAGAUGGUCUGUGGAUUGAUAUGAACGAACCAUCUAAUUUUGUCCAGGGGUCAGUACAGGGCUGCCCUGACACAGAGCUUGAGAAACCACCAUACACACCCAGGAUGGUUGGAGGCCAGUUAAACUCAGGAACCAUAUGCAUGUCUGCGCAGCAGAAGGUGUCCAGUCAUUACAACCUGCAUAAUCUGUACGGAUUGACAGAAGCUCAUGCAACACACAGUGCUUUGAUGAAGAUUCGAGGGAAAAAGCCUUUUGUUUUGUCUCGCUCCUCUUUUCCUGGCAUCGGGCAUUUUUCUGGUGUGUGGACAGGAGAUGUAAGGAGUGACUGGGAGCAGCUUCGGUUCUCCAUCCCUGCUGUGCUGCACUUCAGCCUGUUCGGCGUGCCCCUGGUCGGAGCAGACAUCUGCGGCUUUGAAGGCAACACCACUGAGGAGUUGUGUGUGCGAUGGAUGCAGCUUGGUGCCUUUUAUCCAUUCAUGAGGAACCACAAUGACAAGCCCAAUGCUCCUCAAGAGCCAUAUGUAUUUGGGCAGAAAGCCCAGGGAGCCAUGCGGAGUGCAUUGAACCUUCGCUACUCGCUUCUCCCGUUCCUCUACACCCUCUUCCAUCAUGCACACACAUCUGCUGACACUGUGGCUAGGCCCCUCUUCAUGGAGUUUCCCACUGAUCCUAAUUGUUGGACCAAAGACCAACAGUUCCUGUGGGGGAGUUCACUUCUCAUAAGUCCAGUUUUAGAGCAAGGGGCUGUAGAACUGAGUGCAUACCUACCAGCUGGCACUUGGUACCACCUGCAAAAUGGUCAGCCUUUCCACAGUAAUGGUCAGUUAUUUCAGCUACCAGCCCCUCUGGAAACAAUAAACAUCCAUGUGAGGGAGGGGCACAUCAUUCCCCAGCAGGAACCUGCUUUGACCACCACAGCUUCACGCAGAAACCCUUUCUUCCUGACGGUGGCGCUGUCCGCGGAUGGCCGGGCAUGGGGGGAUUUGUUCUGGGAUGAUGGAGACAGUCUUAGUACUUAUGAAACAAACCAGUAUUGUUAUGUGAACUUCACUGCUGGACAGGCCCAGAUUACGAGUAACCUUCUGAACCUCAAUGAGGCUUUGGCUAACCUUCUGCUGGGAGGCCUCCGGGUCUUUGGAGUGCCUUCAUCACCUUUUUCUGUCCUGGCAAAUGGAGAGAAAGUCAGUGACUUUACAUAUCAGGCCGACAUGAAGGUUCUGACAGUAACUGGUCUGGCCUUACCCAUGUCAAAGACAUUUACGGUCCGAUGGGUUCUAUGAUGCUCUGAAUUGAUGUUAUAUUCCUUGCCUUUCGCAGCGCUGUCAAAAUGAUCUGCUGCAUUAUUUUUCCAGUGACAACAGAUUUUCUUUAAGCAUUUGAAUGUAAACUUAAGGUCAUCAUGCAAUUAAAAUGUCAUUUUACAAGCUCACCUUGAAAAAAACAACUUUAUGACAUUUGAACCUUGUAGAUUUGUAUAUAGUUUGUUUUUAAAAUGCUAAAUCAGCAUUUGGCAGUAUAUAUAAAUAGUCUUGUAAAUAUUGUACACAUUGUUUCUUUAAAAAA
Molecule: messenger RNA, 3105 nt
Organism: Cyprinodon tularosa
Lineage: Eukaryota; Metazoa; Chordata; Actinopteri; Cyprinodontiformes; Cyprinodontidae
Gene: gaa
Product: alpha glucosidase
Exons: 19
Coding region: 27-2822 (931 amino acids)
Biological process (GO): lysosome organization; glycogen catabolic process
Cellular component (GO): lysosomal membrane
Molecular function (GO): alpha-1,4-glucosidase activity; carbohydrate binding
Source: RefSeq, a predicted model, not a curated record